UGAAUUUCUUUCAGUGCUUGACAAGAAACAGAGAAGACCUUGACAGAGUCACAUGAUGGAGGAUAAGGGAAACCAUUAAGCGAGAAGAAAAGAAGAAACAAACAAAAUAAGCCAUUCGACUUGCAGUUUUGACCCGCCAAGCAAUCUACUGUUUUAAGAAACAAGAGUUGCUGCUGACAUCCAUCAUCUUCUUUUAUUUUCUCGACCCAAAUUCAUACCUUUCUUGAAAACGACUCUCUCCCUCUCUCUUCUUUUUCUACACUUCCCGUGCCAUUACUGUUUAUCACUGGAGCAGUUAAUAUUAGCUUUCAAUCAAGCACUGCUUUUUUCUUAUCGUUUUCACCUUUUUGGUUUUGACUCGUCUGCAUGUAUCUUUUGGUGGUGGCUGUCACUUUUUUCUUGCUAACCUCUCUCAGCACUACUGCUUCUUUGCCUAAAACCUACCACUUUCACAUGGGAUUGUUCAGAGAUAAAGGUGUGGUCUACAAGCCUGUGGAGAAUGUUAAUCUUGGCCCUGACAGUGAUGAAUUCUAUCUGCAAGCCAAUGUCAAAGCUCCUCGCAUGGCUGGAUUUCUUGUCAAGAUUUUCGCCUGGUUUCUCGAGUCGCGGAUUUUUGGAACAUUCCUUCUGUACAUUUUGAAGAGAAACAAUCUGAUUCACAAGCUAGUUACAAAUGCAGAACUGAAGGAAUCGCCUGUGUACGUCCCUAUGCAUCCAUUUGAAGAGCUCAAAGAACAAGAAGUCAAGCACAUAGAUUCUGGUCUAUCACCGUCUGAGCAAGGUCAGCAGGCAAUUAACUGUCUGCCUCUACCUUCAGAGGAAAUUGUAAAUGGAUUGAAGCCAUCUUUCCGUCGCUGGACAAUAAUGGAUUAUUCUAAAGCCUAUAACUCAGGAGAAAUAACUCCAUGCAUGGUUGCAGAACAAUUAGUAGCUGCCAUCCGUGAAUCUUCCAGUCCUCCAAUGGACAUGGCAUUUUUUAUUAAUUAUUAUGCUGAAGAUAUUUUAAGGCAGGCUAAAGAAUCAACUCUUCGGUAUGAAAGAGGCGAGCCAAUAUCAGCUCUAGAUGGAGUUCCAAUUGCAAUAAAGGAUGAAAUAGACUGUAGCCCUUAUCCGACAACAGGUGGGACAAAGUGGUUGCACAAAUUCAGAUCUUGUAAAGGUGAUGCUUGCUGUGUUAUGCGUCUCAGAUCAUGUGGUGCUGUAAUUAUUGGAAAAACCAAUAUGCAUGAGCUUGGAGCUGGAACAAGUGGAAUAAAUCCUCACUAUGGGGCUACUAGAAAUCCAUACAAUCCUGGCAUGAUCUCUGGAGGUUCAUCUAGUGGAUCAGCUGCUGUGGUAGCUGCAGGACUUUGCCCUGUUGCCCUUGGUGUUGAUGGGGGAGGAUCCGUGAGAAUGCCUGCAGCUCUUUGUGGUAUUGUUGGUUUCAAACCAACUUUCGGGCGUGUAUCUCACUCUGGUGUUCUUCCUCUGAACUGGACAGUUGGGAUGGUAGGAGUAUUAGCAGGCACGAUAGAGGAUGCAUUUAUAGUUUAUGCAGCUAUAAAUGGCCCACUUCCUUCCCAUGAAACCUCUGCUAUACCGCUGCCAAAGGUAUACUUCCCACUGCUGCAAUCAACAAAUUCAGUGUCAAACGUCAUAUUGGCAAGAUAUGGGAAGUGGUUUAGUGAUUGCGGUGAUGACAUUAGAACAUGCUGUUCCCAAGCAUUGCACCAGAUUUCUGAGAAGUUUGGGUGGAAGACUGUAGAUGUUACCAUACCAGACAUAGAAUCAAUGCGCCUCGCACAUUACUUAACAAUCGGAUCUGAGUGCACUGCUGCACUUAGUUCUUAUCUAGAGAAGUUGGAUAAUGCGGAAUUGGGAUGGGAUUUAAGGGUAGCCCUUUGUGUAUAUGGUUCUUUCAGUGGUGAAGAGUACAUAAAGGCUCAGAAACUCAGGAGCCGGCAGAUGCAAUUUCACAGGAAUAUAUUUACAAAAGCAGAUGUCAUUGUCACACCGACAGUAGGCGUAACUGCAUACCCAAUUUUCGAUGAUGCUCUCAAGACUGGUGAGCUGGACUACAUUAAUGGAGCUGCACUAGUUCGGUAUCAGAUAGCAGGAAAUUUUCUGGGAUUGCCAGCAGUUACCGUUCCAGUUGGAUAUGACAAAAAUGGGUUGCCUAUAGGCCUCCAAUUUAUCGGAAGGCCAUGGUCAGAACCAACAUUGAUCCAUGUAGCAUAUGCUAUGCAGAGUCUCUGCGUUUCAAAGUACAGAAAACCACAGGUUUUCUAUGAUUUGCUCAAGAAAGAUUAAGCGGAGGAGGAAGCCUCAUUAAAUGGAGGAGGGUCUUCAAUUCUCAACGUGCUACUGCACCCUAUCGUUUCUUCUUUAUGUUUGUGAGAUGUCAGAAACAUUUUGGUGUGGAUUACCUGUUUAUCCAUAGCAAUUAGUCGCUGGUUAUUCACAUUCAAACCAUGUAUUUUACUUUUUUAAAUUAAAAAAAAAACCCAUGCUGUUACAUAUU
Messenger RNA from Populus euphratica (Euphrates poplar), 2500 nucleotides. RefSeq names its product fatty acid amide hydrolase-like. The record is from RefSeq and is a predicted model, not a curated record. The transcript is spliced from 20 exons. Gene Ontology annotation, molecular function: catalytic activity. Lineage: Eukaryota; Viridiplantae; Streptophyta; Magnoliopsida; Malpighiales; Salicaceae. The coding region runs from base 367 to 2289 and encodes 640 amino acids.